Molecule: messenger RNA, 140 nt
Organism: Dentiscutata heterogama
Lineage: Eukaryota; Fungi; Glomeromycota; Glomeromycetes; Diversisporales; Gigasporaceae
Source: the annotation of a GenBank genome assembly
AUAUUGAGAAUCUUAUCAAAUCAAAUUCACUUCAUGGUUUUGGGCAAUUAGUUAAAAUAAAAUCUAAAAAACAUGUAGAUGAACUCUUACAAGAUCAUUCUUAUAUAUUUACAUGUACAAAUUCUCUUACCACAUUUGCA